This is a messenger RNA of Mobula hypostoma (lesser devil ray), 2449 nucleotides long. RefSeq names its product eIF5-mimic protein 2. Gene Ontology annotation, molecular function: protein binding. The transcript has 12 exons. The record is from RefSeq and is a predicted model, not a curated record. The coding region runs from base 151 to 1407 and encodes 418 amino acids. Gene Ontology annotation, cellular component: cytoplasm; membrane. Lineage: Eukaryota; Metazoa; Chordata; Chondrichthyes; Myliobatiformes; Myliobatidae.
GAUUAAACUCUCGUUGUCGUGUCUACAUCAGAGUCUGUCGUUACUCCACACUUGGGUUCUGAUAUUGCCAGUGCACUUCAUGACAGAAGGACCGUGCUAAGUAAUGGGCCCAGCAGUGUUUUGACAUCAGUCGGCUUUAGGGUGUCUUUUAUGAAUAAUCCAAAGCAGCAGAAGCCAACGCUAACUGGCCAGCGUUUUAAAACUAGGAAAAGAGAUGAAAAAGAGAAGUUUGAGCCUACUCAGUUCCAAGAUUCUAUUAUCCAAGGUUUGAAUGAAAAUGGCAGUGACUUGGAAGCUGUAACAAAAUUUCUUGAUGCUUCUGGAGCAAAGCUUGACUAUCGUCGCUAUGCCGAGACCCUAUUUGAUAUCUUGGUGGCCGGUGGGAUGCUGGCUCCAGGUGGUACCCUUGCUGAUAACGUGACCCGUACAGAUGUCUGUGUGUUUGCUGCUCAAGAAAACCUGGAGACAAUACGUGCAUAUGCUCAGGUGUUCAAUAAAUUGAUCAGGCGUUACAAAUACCUGGAGAGAGGAUUUGAAGAUGAGAUAAAGAAGUUGCUGCUAUUCCUGAAGGGAUUCACAGAAUCUGAACGAACUAAGUUAGCAAUGCUGACUGGGAUUUUGCUAGGCAAUGGAACAUUAUCAUCCUCUAUUUUGAGCAGUCUCUUUAAUGAGAACUUGGUUAAGGAAGGUGUUUCAGCAGCAUUUGCUGUAAAACUAUUCAAAUCCUGGAUAUCUGAAAAAGACAUCAAUGCUGUUGCUGGGAGCCUUCGAAAGGUCAGCAUGGACAACAGAUUACUGGAGUUAUUUCCAGCUAACAAACAAAGUUAUGAUCACUUUGUUAAAUAUUUCACUGAUGCUGGUUUAAAGGAACUUGCUGAUUUUGUCCGCAACCAGCAAUCUCUUGGUGCACGGAAGGAGCUACAGAAGGAGCUCCAAGAUCAAAUGGCUCGUGGUGAUCCCCUCAAAGAGAUUAUCACAUACGCCAAAGAGGAGAUGAAGAAAAAUAGCAUCUCUGAACAGACUAUGAUCAGUAUUGUUUGGAACUGUGUAAUGGGUGCUGUGGAAUGGAACAAGAAGGAGGAACUGCUAACAGAACAAGCCAUUAAGCACUUAAAGCAAUACAGCCCUCUCCUUGCUGCCUUUACCACCCAAGGUCAAUCAGAGCUGACGUUGCUGCUGAAGAUUCAGGAAUAUUGUUAUGACAACAUUCAGUUCAUGAAGGCCUUUCAAAAAAUUGUGGUGCUUUUUUACAAAGCUGAUGUCCUGAGUGAGGAAGCAAUUUUGAAGUGGUACAGAGAGCCCAAUAUGGCAAAAGGGAGAAGCAUUUUCCUAGAGCAGAUGAAGAAAUUCGUUGAAUGGCUCAAGAAUGCUGAAGAAGAAUCAGAGUCUGAAAGUGAAGAGGACUGAAACUGACUCAAUUGAAAUCAUGUUCUGUAUUUUUAAUAAACAACAGGGGUUGUAGAGUUGAAUUUCAGAGUUCAGAAAUUGAUUUGGCAUUCUACCUCCUGUAUUUUCUACUGUAAUAUCUAGAUGUAAAUUAAGGGCUUUACAGUGAUCACACUGGUUUGUUUUAAUUUCAUUUUCUAUAUAAUAAAAGUUAUUGCUGGCAUCAUCUGACUUGAAAUUUAGCUAUAAAGUCAGUUGCAGUUACUUUUUGACCAAUUGGAUUGUUGCUGUUCAUUUGGGAGCACAAAGAAAACAUGGUUGGGGGUACAAGCUGUAUGUAGCUUUCAGCAGUUAAGCUUUGGAGGACCUAGCACUUAAGACCAAGUGACAGCAUCUUAUAGGUCUGGUGAAUGAAAUUCAAAUUUAGUGUGGCAUGUUGCUGACUAGGGCCAUUUCAAAGUACAACUGUUAGUCCCCAUGAAAGCUACCAAGAAUUUACAGGAGGAGGAAGUUUUAAAACUAGGACAAGGUAUAUUGUAAUCUCCCUUUAGCUGCACAAUUGUAUUUUUCCAGAUCAAAGUUGAGUGCUUGUUCAGUUCCAACUAACAGUAUUUGAAUUUAAUGGUAUCCUUGUGAAUGGAAAUGUGUGCAUCUUUUAUAAUUGUACAAUCCUAAAGUUGUGGUUCAGAUGAAGUUGGUUCCUUUUUUGAGUGUACUUGGAAACUGGUUAAAUUUAAAAGCACAGUCCAACUUGCAAUAUACUUAGUUCAUUGGAUAGUUACUUUUUGCCUUCAUGAGGUACUUGAUUCAUGUGAAUACUUAUUUUUAAAGCAUUUUUGCAUCACACAACAGAAGAGGAAUUGUUCUGGGCACUUCAGCUCUGCAAGUCCUUUUCUUUUGUUGGCAUUCAAGUUUACAGCCAGUGAAGGAUACAUAUUUUCAGAUCAUGGUUCGAAAAAGCUGCACAGGGCUGAUGUGUCAAUGAUGGUGAAAGUUUCCUUAUUAAAAAAAACCUGUUAACUUCAGUUGUGUACCAAAAAAAUUAAACUUUUUAAUCAAUCAA